Messenger RNA from Dunckerocampus dactyliophorus (ringed pipefish), 2980 nucleotides. RefSeq names its product actin-binding LIM protein 1-like. Gene Ontology annotation, biological process: cilium assembly; lamellipodium assembly. Gene Ontology annotation, cellular component: stress fiber; actin cytoskeleton. The record is from RefSeq and is a predicted model, not a curated record. The coding region runs from base 558 to 2423 and encodes 621 amino acids. NCBI's taxonomy places the organism in Eukaryota, Metazoa, Chordata, Actinopteri, Syngnathiformes, Syngnathidae. Gene Ontology annotation, molecular function: actin filament binding. The transcript is spliced from 18 exons.
GCAAUGUUGUACGCAUGUUAACAUUUUAUCCUGUGCUUUUUAGUGAUUACUCUCACAGUUUCAGGUUGGUGACCUUUGGAGCCAGGUUGUUGAUGACCCAUUUGAAAUAAACAUUUGCUAAACAACAGUUAACAUAACAAAACCGCCAAAACAAUCAUAAUUUAUGUGUUUCAGUUGACAGUCAAAAGCUUCUUUGGUAUACCUGAUGUAGUUUGGUUCAUGUUUUGUUGUAAUCAGACCAAAUCUCAUGCAGAAAAAGCUACAAAAUAAUUCCGGGGUCUUUUCGAUCAUGUCAUUCCCCACUGAGUGCCUAAGUAAUGGGAUGGCUGUGUGACCUCCUAGUAGUGACAUACUUGGAAGAACAUUACCUGAAAGACUUGAAAAAAUCCUCUGUUCACAGUCAAGAUAAACACUAAAAAUACACCUACUUUAAUCUGCUUACAGGACGUGUGCUGCCUGAUGGACCACAUGCACACACACGCACACACACGCAUGGCGAGUGAGCCUUAAGAGCAACCUAAUACCUAACGGCUUCAUCAUCUCCAGAGUUCGCUCUUAUGGUUUCUCGUCUGGAGGGGCUGUGCAGCCUGGACUGUUUGUCUGAGCCCUUGGACAAGAUGAACAUGUCGAGCCGCCUCAGCCUCAACAGUCUGGGCAGGAUCUGCGGUACCAGACACAGCAGCGACGUGGUGGUUCUGGACCGGGUCAAGAGGAAGAACUCGGUCAGGCGCAUGUCGAUCAUCGAGGAUGGGCAAAUAGCUGAGAUUCUCUACCUGAUCCCCAAGCAGUGCAUCAUGGAGCAGCUGCCUCUCCUAAACCCCAAUGACUAUGUCCUGUGUGAGAAGCUGGCAGGCAUACCUGCGGAUGUGACAGUGCUGCACGCUCGGAACGACCUUCACCCUCAACCACCUGCAGCCAAGAAGGUCAUCAGAUGCGUUAAAUGUGGGGAGGUCUGCAAAGGGGAGGUGCUGCGAGUCCAGUCAAGUCACUUCCACAUCAGAUGCUUCACCUGCAAGGUAUGUGGCUGCGAUUUGGCUCGCUCUGGCUUCUUCUUGAAGAACGGAGACUCCCUCUGUCCGCUGGACUACCAGAGGCUCCAUGGCACCCUCUGCAACAGCUGCGGGGGAUUUGUGGAGGGAGAGGUGAUCUCCGUCUUGGGCAAGACCUACCACCCGGCUUGCUUUGUGUGCACUAUUUGCAAGAAACCAUUUCCAGCUGGUGAUUGCGUCACCUUUAGUGGGAAAGAUUGCAUCUGUCAACGAUGUGUUAGCCCGUUGUCUCCUCCACCUACUGGCAUCAGAUAUUCAAACAACUGCAAUGGCUGUGGCCGAGACAUCAAGAAUGGCCAGGCUUUGUUAGCUUUGGGGAGCCAAUGGCACCUUGGCUGCUUCAAGUGCAACAUCUGCAGAAGAAUGCUCAAUGGAGAAUACAUCAGCAAGGAUGGUGUCCCAUAUUGUGAGCGGGACUACCAGCUUCAAUUUGGCGUGCAGUGUGACGCAUGUCAGAAGUUUAUAUUGGGCAAAGUCCUUGAGGCAGGGGACAAACGCUAUCACCCAGAAUGUGCAAGAUGCAGCCGAUGUGAUAAAACAUUCACAGAAGGAGAAGAAAUGUAUCUGCAAGGAUCAACAGUGUGGCACCCGGACUGCAGAGAAAGCAGCAGAAACAAUGACAGUUACAGGGUUAGAAGAGCCAAAACACCUUGUCUUGACUUCUUUUACCCCCCAAGUGAACUUAAGUCGACUCUGUCUUCAUCUGAAAGCUCCUGCUCCAGACCAGGCUCAUGUACACCUGGAACUCCUGGUCGCACUAUCAGUGCUAAAGUAGAUGAUGAGAUCAUUGAUUACAGAGACUUAGCAGCAAUUCCCAGAGUCAAGGCUAUUUAUGACAUAGAGCAUCCUGAUAUGAUGUCCUAUAAGAGUGACAACAACAGCUCGGACAGCAAAGGCAAUACACAGGGCAGACAAAGCCCUGCAGAGUCUCCGGCAAAUGUAUCAGAGACCACAGAGGAGAGCUUUGAGUUGAGAAAAAGCAUUCCCAAGUCAGCAAGCCACGGAUCUUUCGGUGUUCAGUCGUACAGUCGUCAUAGCUACACGCCCACCAGAUCGCCACAGCACUUUCACCGGCCCGGACCUUUAUUUUGUGCCAACGACACCUUGCCCUUUCCCUUUUCCCAUCACUGCUUACUCCCUGAUAACAAAGACCAAGGUUUCAACAUGUACAAAAGGCCUCCAAUUUACAAACAGCAAGAUCCAAAUUCCUCCCAAACAUCCUCUUUGCCUGGAUAUGGCUGCAAUGGCCUCAAUCCGCCACAAUCAAAUGAUUUCCUUCUAAGCAGCGGUGACACAUUAAGAGGUAAGCAUAGAAAUGCCUCUAUUUCGAUUUCAAAUAUAUUUUUUUCAGGUAACCACCUUGCAAAUAAGUGAUUUUAAUAUCUUUUUUUUAGAUUUCAAGGUACGUACGUGAGAGGAUCAGUGCUCCAUUAAGUAUUAAUGCGACCAACUCAACAACCUAGCAACCUAGCAUAUAUUUAACCUCACAUUCUACACUAUUAAUUACUAUGUUGCUUGUGCAAAGGUAGCAUUAACCAUGUUGAGACAUUUUAUUGCUUGCUUUUUGUGUGUAGCUGCUCUAUAACAGCCCGCAUUUAUUUGCACGAAUGGACAGAGGCGUGUCAAUGCCUAAUUUGCUGGAGCCAAAAGCAAGUAUUUCAUUCUCCCUCUAAACUGUGUGCUUGUCUUGUGCAAAUACUAACCACGCAUGCAUUUAUAUAUAUAUGGUCAAUGUUUGGACUUUAACACAGUACUGUAUUUUGUUUUGUCAAGGUGUAUCCAUAUGAGGUGCUCACGGUUACCAACAGGGGGCGUGUGAAGCUUCCCAGAGAGGUUGACAGAACAAGACUUGAGCGUCACCUGUCUCCUGGUUCCUUCUUUGAAAUCUUUGGCAUGGCAAUACAAGAAUUUGACAGACUUCCCCUUUGGAA